AUGGAAGAAGAUCACUACGACACGCCGUGGGAGUUCCUUGCGCGUCCAAACUCCGUACGGCUUUCGGCCGUAGAAGCUGCCCACUUUAGCAGGGGUCCCGGUGUUAGUACAGGUUCGCCGCAAGGUAAGCAAGCUGGAUUCAGCUAGAA
Molecule: messenger RNA, 149 nt
Organism: Strongylus vulgaris
Lineage: Eukaryota; Metazoa; Nematoda; Chromadorea; Rhabditida; Strongylidae
Source: the annotation of a GenBank genome assembly